Molecule: messenger RNA, 1548 nt
Organism: Aspergillus mulundensis
Lineage: Eukaryota; Fungi; Ascomycota; Eurotiomycetes; Eurotiales; Aspergillaceae
Product: WD40 repeat domain-containing protein
Exons: 3
Coding region: 1-1548 (515 amino acids)
Biological process (GO): ribosomal large subunit assembly
Cellular component (GO): nucleolus
Molecular function (GO): protein binding
Source: RefSeq, a predicted model, not a curated record
AUGGCUACUCUCCUUCCUCCCCCGAGCAAACGCCAAAAGACGGAGAUCGCCGAAAAGGCGCGUCUGCAGCAGGAGAUCCAGGGCAUUCCGGACGACCUGGGGAGCGUGCGAGUGCAGUUCUUCGACCAAGCGACCGGCGCACCAACAGGCCCCGCGGUCUCUGUCCCAGUAGCCGAUGCUACCGUGAAGAACCUAGAGACUCUAUUAAACACAUUGCAAGGGAAUGAAGAUGAUGAGCGAGUACCCUACCGAUUUACAUUUCAGGGCGACGGCAAGGACAGCCAGACGAUUGAUAUCUUAGCCGACUUAUACCACUCUUUACUAAAGCCGGGACUGAAAACAACCGAGGACACCGUUCAACUAUACUUUACCCCGCAAGCUGUUUUCCGAGUCAAGGCUGUUUCACGAUGCUCUGCCUCCAUCGCUGGACACGGAGAGGCCAUUCUCGCUACCUCGUUCUCCCCCGUUUCUUCUUCUACAAUGGUCUCUGGCAGCGGUGACUCGACGGCCCGUAUUUGGGACUGUGACACUGGGACACCAUUGCACACCCUGAAGGGACACACGAGCUGGGUACUAGCCGUCAGCUACUCGCCGAACGGAUCGAUGAUCGCAACAGGAAGCAUGGACAACACGGUACGGAUAUGGGAUGCAAAGAAGGGCCAAAUCCUUGGAGCUCCGUUAAAAGGACACGCAAAGUGGAUUACCAGCUUAGCUUGGGAACCAUACCAUCUCCAACAAUCCGGCCACCCUCGUCUAGCCUCUGCCUCGAAAGAUUCCACCGUCCGCAUCUGGGACGUCAUCUCGAAGCGCGCAGACAUUGUACUCUCUGGGCAUAAGGGCUCAGUGACCUGCGUACGGUGGGGCGGAACCGGCAAGAUCUACACAUCCUCACACGACCGAACGAUCAAAGUAUGGAACUCACAAACCGGCACCCUCAUUCAGACGUUGUCUGCCCACGCCCACCGCGUAAACCACCUCGCACUCUCUACAGACUUCGUACUCCGCACAGCCUACCACGACCAUACCGGUAAAGUCCCAGAGUCCGACGCAGACAAGGUCGCCAUGGCCAAGAAGCGCUUUGAACAAGCAGCCACAAUCAACAACAAGAUCGUCGAGAAACUCGUCUCCGCGUCUGACGACUUCACGAUGUACCUCUGGGACCCAGAGAGCUCCAGCAAACCUGUUGCACGCCUUCUCGGCCACCAAAAGGAAGUCAACCACGUUACGUUUUCCCCUGAUAUGGCGUACAUCGCCUCCGCCGGGUUCGAUAACCAUGUCAAGCUCUGGAACGGGCGAGACGGAAAAUUCAUCACGACCCUCCGCGGCCACGUAGGCGCCGUCUACCAGUGCUGUUUCUCGGCUGAUUCGCGUCUCCUCGUGUCCUCUUCCAAGGACACCACGCUGAAGGUGUGGAAUGUGCGCACCGGCAAGCUUAGCGAAGAUCUGCCGGGUCACAAAGAUGAGGUGUUUGCUGUUGAUUGGAGUCCGGACGGCCAGAAGGUUGGAAGUGGUGGAAAGGACAAGGCUAUUCGGAUAUGGAGGAACUAG